GCCUGCGCCCCGGCACCGGUUCGGGGCUGUAAGGGCCUGUUAGCCGCGGGUCCGCUUGGGGCCCGGCGCACGCUCGGGGAGGCGCACGGACCGGAGCCAUGGAGCAGGGCCCGGGGGGCGCGGCAGGAGGGGGGCCGCCCGCGCCCCGGCCCCGCCGCCGCCGCUCCCUGCGCCGCCUGCUCAGCCGCUUCCUGCUGGCGCUGGGCAGUCGCUCCCGCCCCGAGGACUCGCCGCCCGGGUCUGAGCCCCAGCCCCAGCCCCAGCCCCAGCCGCGACACUGCGAUGGCGACGGUGAGGGGGGCUUUGCCUGCGCCCCGGCCCCGGCCCCGGCUCCAGCCGCGCCCGGGAGCCCCGAGGAGGACCGCCCGCCCGGACCUCUACCCCAGCUCCAAGCCGGCGACGGGGCGCGGCCCCGGGCGCGCUGGGUUUGAAGAACCACCGGCCACCCCUGUUUUCAUGAAACGCCGUGGGUGCAGUGUCUCAGCAACAACUGACCUGCUGGCCUGAGUUUCUUGGCGCUCGGGCGCUACCGGGCCGCCCCGGGCCGCGCGGAGGUCACCGAGCACCUGGCGGCGCUGGUGCGCGCGCUCUGGACGCGCGAAUACACGCCCCAACUUUCCGCGGAGUUCAAGAAUGCCGUUUCCAAGCACGGCGCCCAGUUCCAGGGCCACGCCCAGCACGACGCCCUGGAGUUCCUGCUCUGGCUGCUGGAUCGGGUGCACGAGGACUCGGAGGGCUCCUCCCGAGGGCCAGGGUCCCAGCAGCUUCAGCCGGAAGGCAGUAAAGCCUCUGAGAACCACCCGUCACCAUCGGCUCAGCUUUCCCUAGGCCAGAGCUUCGUGCAAAGCCACUUUCAAGCACAAUAUAGAUCUUCCUUGACUUGUCCCCACUGCCUGAAGCAGAGCAACACCUUCGAUCCGUUCCUGUGUGUGUCCCUGCCCAUCCCCUUGCGCCAGACCAGGUUCUUGAGCGUCACCUUGAUCUUCCCCUCUCAGAGCCAGCGGUUCCUGCGGGUUGGCCUGGCGGUGCCCAUCCUCAGCACAGUGGCAGCCCUGAGGAAGAUGGUGGCCCAGGAAGGCAGCGUCCCUGUGGAUGAGGUGAUCCUGGUUGAACUGUGCCCCAGUGGACUCCAGCGGUCUUUCUUUGAUGAAGACGACCUGAACACGAUAGCAGAGGGAGAUAACGUGUAUGCCUUCCAUGCCCCUCCGCCACCUGGCCAGGGGACACUCGCAGCUCCUUCGCCUGGUCUGUCCGUGUCCCCUCGCUUGGCAGCCCGUGCAGGUCAGCGGUUGUCCCUGCCUGCCCACAGGGAGAACAAGGUGCUAAUCCUCUUCUGUAACCUGGUGGGGUCAGGGCAGCAGGCGAGCAGGUUUGGGCCACCAUUCCUGAUCAGGGAGGACAGAACCAUCUCCUGGGUCCAGCUCCAGCAGUGCAUUCUCAGCGAGGUCCGCCAUCUCAUGAAGGGCGAGGCCCCGGGACAGCAGAACCCAGGGCCGCUGUUCUCCAUCCGGGUGGUGGGGCAAUCCCUGGCCCUUAGCUACUUGUCCCCACAGGACAGCAGGCCCCUCUGUCACUGGGCAGUGGACAGGUAAGGGGAUGUUCCGGAUUUGGUACGAGUCUGAAUGUGUCAAUACCAUUGAUUACAAUUGUAGCCACUCUCUGUAACUUACCUCUCCAGUGUCUGCCUCCGAGGUGGGUCCUUACACACGCAGGGCUUGCAGUCCGUAUGUGUAGGGAGGAAGCGUGAUGCUCAUUUCAAAGAUGAGGAGACACUGAGGUUCCCAGAGAUCGGUUAACGUGCUCACACUCGCAUGGCUAGUUAAUGGCCGAACCCAAAUUUGAACCCAGAUCUGAGUGAAAAACCCAGAUUCAUUCAGUUAGUCAUGCUACUGAAUUCAAGCUGAAUUCCCCCUCUAGCGGAGGGGAGAAUUCUACCUGAACCAUCGGCCCCAAGCUGUAGUCAGCUGUGGACUCUGGCGGAGGAUGAACCCGGCGUGGCCGUGUCUCUGGUGGUUCUGACUUCCUGACUCUCCACGGGCCCGCACACAGCCUCCCACUGGACACAGCCUUGCCCGGCAGCCCGCGGGCCAGCACGGGACCCGAGAGCCGGCUUUGCUCCUUCCCCACAGACAGGCCCUCCGUGAGGGUCUCAUUUCCUGGCUUGGUCAGCCAAGGCUGAUUGAGUCCAGUCGGGGUGAUGUUUUGGGUUAUAAUAAGACAUACACAUUUGGGGCUCCCAGUUCUGGCACAGAGCGCCUGAAGCCCUUAGAAUUUCCUAAAUGAUGAAAGCAUUAACGAUGUCUUGUUAUCAUUC
Myotis lucifugus (little brown bat) is the source of this 2314-nucleotide messenger RNA. RefSeq names its product ubiquitin carboxyl-terminal hydrolase 43. NCBI's taxonomy places the organism in Eukaryota, Metazoa, Chordata, Mammalia, Chiroptera, Vespertilionidae. The record is from RefSeq and is a predicted model, not a curated record. Gene Ontology annotation, biological process: protein deubiquitination. Gene Ontology annotation, molecular function: cysteine-type deubiquitinase activity.